Procambarus clarkii (red swamp crayfish) is the source of this 1027-nucleotide messenger RNA. RefSeq names its product arylalkylamine N-acetyltransferase-like 2. NCBI's taxonomy places the organism in Eukaryota, Metazoa, Arthropoda, Malacostraca, Decapoda, Cambaridae. Gene Ontology annotation, molecular function: N-acetyltransferase activity. The record is from RefSeq and is a predicted model, not a curated record.
GCCACCAGUCAGUCUGCCUCCAUCCACGAGGCGGUACGCACGUCGUCAGGGGAUAUCUGCCAGUUCCUCGUGCCUUCUUUUGUGUCUCACCACAAGAGUCAACAUGUCUGGAGAUUUACAAGAUGUUCAGUUCUUCGUGAUGACACCUGGUGACUAUGAGGACACUGAAACUCUUUUGAACAACCACUUCUUUAGGAGAAAUCCAUUGUCUGUUGCAGCAAAACAAUUGAGUGUCGAGUCGUUUAGCCCGCAGCUUGUAGUCGACAUCAAGAAGUGUCUGGCGUCAGGCGUGUCUAUUGGCGCCAGAGCCAACGGCGCCAAGACACUCGCUGGCGUCUUCCUCAACUCAUCCCUCAGCGUGGAUGAGAUCUCGACCAAGUACACCGUAAACCUGGAUACAUCGUGCAUAGUGUACCGUGUGUUGGAGAUGCUCUCCACUGGCGAACAAGUAUUCAACGACAUGAAGGUUCAGCGGGUGCUGGACCUGUUCACUCUUUGCGUCCACGAGGACUUUGAACGUCGCGGCCUCGCCAGGACACUGCUAGAGAAAUCGCUACUACUGGCAAAAGAGCAGGGGCACCAGGCUGCGUGUGUUCAAACCACUAACAGCAUCACGGAGAAGAUCUGUGUUCCUCUGGGGUUCCACACAGUCAAGUCUCUCGACCUGACCACUGUAAGCGAUGACCUGGGCAUUGAUCUCUCCCUUUUGGGAGGCACUCGUCUCGUGAAGGCUAUGAUCAAACUCCUAUGAACAAAAUAAUAAAAAUCUAAAAAAAAAAAAAACAUAAAUCCGCAUAAAGCUACCGUGCAUAAAAAAAACACCUAGUAACAUAAUUCCGCUUUUGCAGUCUUUUUUUUAAUGUGUAUGUAAUUUAGUCUGAAAUUACAUCCUCAAACUGUUCCUAUUUUUUAACUCUAUAGAUUUUUUCUCUUGCUGAUCAAUGUUGUUUUAUAUAUUUUUGCUGAAGACUUAAAUACUGCAGGCUUGUUGGCUUUAUCUAUCUCUUAAAUUUUACCUUAUCCCUUU